AUGCCAACCACACGCGCCCUCAGCGCCCGGCAGCAGUCUGGAGCAGCCGGCACCGCGGCGGACAGCGAUGACAUUGCCAACAUCAAGGCGAUGCACGCCAAGACCGCGAGCGGACUGUCCUCGACUGAGAGCGGCGAGGCUUCACAAAGGGCGACACUCAGUCUGGCAAGAGUGCCGCGUCUGUUCAGGCGCACGUCCUCGGCAUCCAGCACGAGCAGCUGCUCCCCCGCUCCUCGCAGUUUUCAACGUACAUGUUCAUCCCCCAUCACGCUUCAAAGCCCAUCCGCACUCGAAGGCUUCGACUACAUCUCUUCCCGAUCCCGCGCAUCCGCACCGCGUUCUUCCUACGGCGGAAGCUCCACCUCAAGCCAAACAUCGUCCAAGGCCUCGACGCGUCCGACGAACGGAUUCAGACGCGUCAAAUCCUCUGCCAGCCUGUGCAGCAACUCGCAGUCCAACAGCCAAGCCAGCGGAGGUGAAGAGGACGAUUCAGACGAAGAGAGGAGAUAUAACAGACGAUCGUCGAGGUUGGGUGGAUGCGGUCGCUCGUCGGAAACCAGAACGUCGCGGGAUGAUACGAACAAGGAGAACAUUGCGCCUUUCAGAAGAGUCGAACAGCUCACUCCGCGUCAACGCAUGAACGAAGAUCGGGAUGCUCAGGAAGAGGCUGUUGCUCGCCGGACGCGCUCCACCGCUGCUACGCCUAUGCGCGGUCGACACUCUUCGCCUGCCUCUAGCAUUCAUUCGGGAUCCAGCGAAGGUGAGUACGGCGGCGAAGGCAGAGCUGUGAUCCUGUGCUUCGAGGGUGUUGCGAGUCUGCAACAGUCGUGAGGCAUCUACACGUCCGCCUACGCCUCGCCAUCGCGUGCGCCGGCAAUCGCAAUCUGACCAUUAGUGCACAUCUUUCGUUGCAGCUCGCUCCUCUCACUCUCUGUCUCAAAGCCGUCUCCACGUUGAUCUAGGUAAUGCCGAUACUCCACGACGACCGACGACCACUCGCAAGCGUUCACGCAUGGCAAGGGACGAUGAAAGUGAACAAGGCGAAGCCGACGUGCGCUCGCCGCGCUCCUCUUUGGCACGACUUCGUCUCCAGAGAACGCCAUCCUGCGCUUCGGUAUCUUCCCUUGCCGAAGUCACCGAUGAGGCCGAGAGCUACUUCUCGAGUCAGAAUACCAAUGUGAGCUCUGUCUUCGAUGUCGGUAUGGCUUCUACCCCAGAUGGCGCGGCCUCGGACGAUGACGAAGACGACGCAGAAAGUCAGCCAACCUCUCGCGCACCGUCGCCGGUGUCCGACUUUGCUUGCGUGCCGAUGGACGCAGAAUCUGCUUUGGACGAGACGUCGCUAAUGCACGACAGUGAAGCGGUCCACGACGAAGCCAACGCGCAAGAGCACCAUUUCAGCAAUGUUUACGCGCACGCUCGCGCUCUGCUGCGCUGCAAUGCUGGCACCGACGCUGUCGAUGAAGGCGUCAACGCCGCCGUCGACCAGCAAGUCAUAGGCCGCGACAAGGAGCGCAAAGCUCUGCAGCGCUUCCUGCACUCCCGAUUCGAUCUAUACAGGCACAUGGAACACAGCGCUACACCAGCAGGCGAAGGUGAUCAUGGUUGCGAACUGGACGGAGCGCAAGACUCUGGAGCGCUGUACGUUUGCGGGAUGCCAGGCACCGGAAAGACGGCACUUCUUCGUAGUACCCUUGCUCAGCUUCGUGAAGCAGAUCUAGCAACGACUUCGCCAUCCAUCGCCUUUGUCAACUGCAUGACUGUUGAGCAUCCUCGCGACAUCUUUGCCAAGGUACUCGAAGCGAUGGGUGUAGUUUUCGACCGUCAGAACGCCGAGAAGACGCUGGACGCUAUUGCCAGAGACUCGAGGCAGAGAACCUUGAUCGUGCUGGACGAGAUCGACCAUCUGCUAGGCUCACGUACCCACCAGAACAUUCUGUAUCGGCUGUUCUCCUGGGCGACCGGCUCUACACCUGGCAAGGAUGGAACAGGUACAUGCGCUCUCAUUGGCAUUGCCAAUUCUCUGGACCUCACCGAGCGCUUCGUACCGCUGUUGGCCAGCAAAGGCGCAGAGCCCGCGCUGCUUCACUUCCGACCGUUCGAAGCUGCCGAGAUUGGGUCCGUGAUCCGCGCACGCUUAGCGGCGCUUCUUCCUUGUUACGAUCAGCACUUGAGUGACGACGACGUCGACGCUGGCGAUACCGAAGAGCCCGCACCUCUUGCUCUUUUUGCCCCUGCCGCGCUAGACCUCGCUUCGAAGAAAAUUGCAGCUGCUACUGGCGAUCUGCGCAAGGCGCUCGAUGCAGCUCGUUUGGCCAUCGAGAUAGUGGAAGCAGAGCAACGCAAGAAGCAUGCAGCCCCGGACGCUGAUGGAUGGAAGAGCGAAGUAAACGGAAAGAGCUUGGCUCACCUCACGCCCAAAAGUGCGCCGAAAGUAUCUCCUCAGCACAUCGUCAAGGUGCUUGCUAGCGUGCUCGGCAGUCAACAGUUGAACAAGAUUCGCGCGCUUAGCCUCCAACCCAAACUUGCUCUCGCUGCUAUCUUGGUAUGCCAGAAACGUCAGGCUGAAGGCCUUGCAGUCCUAGGCUCGGGCAAUUCGGAGGCAAAGAAGUUUGCCAAGCCAUGUGCCACGUCUCAGCUUGCCGACGUAGAGCUGACGUACUCAGCAGUCUUGCGCAAUGAUGGCAACAUUUUGCCCACUCUCGAGAGCUCCGAAUUCUUGGACGUGCUAGAUCUUCUAAGUGUGCACGGCUUCAUCGUCAUGGAAGAAGCCAAGGGCUCUGGCUACAGCAGCGGCACCUUGUCGGCCGGUGCUAGACGGGCGACAAAGAAGCAACACAUCGCAGCGACGAGAAUUGUGCGUCUGGCCAUCUCUUUCGAAGAUGCGCUGCGCGGACUGACCACGGAGGGCUCUGUGAGCGGAAACGCUACAUCUACUGCGGCCGCUCGGCGCCUCUGGAGCGCCGAGGAGGAACGUAUCCGUCGGAGCCGCGGGUGGGAAGCGCGAGCGAAAGAAAUCGAAGCGACGCGCGCCGAGGAGCUUGGCGGAGGUAGGAUGGCUCAAGGAUGUUUCUGA
Ceraceosorus bombacis is the source of this 3076-nucleotide messenger RNA. The record is from the annotation of a GenBank genome assembly. NCBI's taxonomy places the organism in Eukaryota, Fungi, Basidiomycota, Exobasidiomycetes, Ceraceosorales, Ceraceosoraceae.